This is a messenger RNA of Colletotrichum phormii, 1113 nucleotides long. RefSeq lists its product as uncharacterized. The transcript has 3 exons. The record is from RefSeq and is a predicted model, not a curated record. Lineage: Eukaryota; Fungi; Ascomycota; Sordariomycetes; Glomerellales; Glomerellaceae. The coding region runs from base 1 to 1113 and encodes 370 amino acids.
AUGCCUCGAGGUAGACCCUCGUCUAAGCUUACGAAGCAAGACCUUCCCUAUGACGCGAUCAGUAAAAUCGUAGCGCAUACCAUCGACCCCGAUACCGCGCUCGUAUCCCUCACUGUUCUCGCCAAAGGCUCCCGUCUAGACGUUUCCGAAUGGGAUGUCCAGGAGCAUCGACCGACUUUACUGUACGACUACUGGACCAGUUUCCGUGGCAAGACGCGCCAAGACGUUCUAGGAAUCGGAGAGCUUUACCACCCCUUCCGUCUGUUACGUCACCGUCGUGUUCGGGGGCAGUGGCAAGUACUGGUGCAAUGGCUUGGAUACACAAACGAAGGGGAGGAUGUCUCUUGGGAGCCAGUCGUGAAAAUGCGCGCCGAUGCGCCGGAUGUGUUGACAGACUACUGCGGCUACGUGAACGAUGAGAGUGUGAAUGCUGCCCUCCUUGGACCCAUGGCACGUGGAGAUGCAAAUGGCGAGGUAGAGGGCCUAUCAAACGAGACCAAGCCUCAAGUCGCAACUCCUGCGGCCGCACGACACUCGGCAAAGAGGAAGAGGGACAGUCUAGUCGAGCAGCCUGAAAUUCCCAGCGAGAAAUGGCGACGCUCAUCCAGACAUGAUUCAACACCAGCCACAAAGGUUCCCUUGCCCAGAUCCUCGACAUCGGCAUCCAAGCGCAGACAAUCGCAAGUCCCUCAAGACGUCUUCCAGUCGCAGACAAUUCCCAGAUCAACCGUUUCGACCCGAAAGCAAUCCAAGCUACCGACAGACGAUAUCAAGCAUGCCGGAGCGUCUCCCGCACCAUCACAACCCCUGGCCCGGCGAAAGAGCACGCGAGGAGCCUCCGUUGAGCCCGCAGCAUCUAUUGACGCUGAGCGCCUCAGCCCUGCGGACGUUCCCCGCACCAUGCUGUGGUUCAUGGACGACUUCACUGUGGGCGACAUGCAGAAGGUCUGCCGCUUCAUCGACGAGCACUGCACAGGUAAACUGCGUCUACCUCUGUACAGCGGUGGUGACUGGGACGGGAAGGCUGCUAGCGGUAGAUGGGAGGAUGUUUUCAUGGUAAGCCCGCUUGGGAGGCUGGGCAGGUAUGACAAUGAGUACGAGAAAGAGGAGUGA